UAUGAUGAUUUCUUCUUCUUGUUUCACCAAUGGAGUUGAAGUUCUUCCUCUUUUCUUUGCUUGAAUGAAUCUUCCAACAAGAGAGAAUGAUUGGAAAAGAAAAUAUGAGUUUUAUGGUAAGCACUUUGAAUGAAAGAUAUGGAUAUGAUGAAGAAAACAUAGCCAACCCGUGGAACUCGUCACCACUGACGUAGUCCCGGUAUUUUGGCGAUAUCUCCUUCGUUACUUAACGGAAUCACGAACCGUUUGUUAGGUUGGAUUCGUAACAUCCGGGGCUACGAUUUUGGUAUAAUAAAUAAUUUGAGAAAAAGAAUAGAGAAUUAUAGAAUUUACGAAGAAGUUGCUGCUGCGUUUUUCACUCAGGAUUUUAGAAACUUUGAUGUUUCUCCUUGCUCCUUCUUCUUCUUCUUGGCUUAACAAUGGAGUAUUUUUGGGUUUUCUUCCUCCUGAGCUGCUGCCGACAGAGAGGGGAUGGGGAGGGGAUGGAUGAUGGUGAUAAGGUCAUGAAGGAGGUUAUGGCAGUAUGUAGAAACUUCUUAUGGGGAGGUACACAUAAGUAUGCUAAAGUGCCAUUGGUUAACUGGGAAGAAGUGUGUUUGAAGAAGAAGUUUGGGGGACUUGGCAUCAAAAACAUUCUGAAUUGGAAUAAGGCAGCAAUUAUGAAGCUGAACUGGGAUGUGGCUGGGAAGAAGGAUAUAUUAUGGGUGAAAUGGAUCCAUAACAAGUACAUCAAAGAAGAAGAGUUUUGGGAUUACACACCUAAACUGGAUGCCUGCCAUUACUGGAAAGAAAUGGUGAGAGUGAGAGAGAAUUUUAGGGGAAUGCCCAAGGGUAAAGAGUAUAUUGUGAGGGAAGGAUAUGACUGGCUACAGGGGACAAGAAUGAUACCAAAUUAGAAAGAUACAGUCUGGAAUGCCAUAACCCCUCCCAAAAUGCAGUUUGUGACAUGGUUGUUGAUGAAGGGGAGAUUACAAACAAAGGAGAGAUUAGCCAGAUUUCUUAAUAUCGACCAGAAUUGUGCUUUAUGUGGCCAAUAUAAGGAAACAGAUAGA
Cuscuta campestris is the source of this 1052-nucleotide messenger RNA. Lineage: Eukaryota; Viridiplantae; Streptophyta; Magnoliopsida; Solanales; Convolvulaceae. The record is from the annotation of a GenBank genome assembly.